AUGUCUUCUCACAAAGGAUCUGUGGUGGCACAGGGCAAUGGGGCUCCUGUCAGCAACAAGGGAACGGAUACAGCAGUGGAACUGGCUGAACUGGGACCCCUGCUAGAAGAGAAGGGCAAACGAGUGAUCGCCAAUCCGACCAAAGCUGAAGAAGAGCAAACAUGCCCAGUGCCCCAGGAAGAGGAGGAGGAGGUGCAGGUGCUGACGCUUCCCCUGCAAGCCCACCACGCCAUGGAGAAGAUGGAGGAGUUUGUGUAUAAGGUAUGGGAGGGACACUGGAGGGUCAUCCUGUACAAUGUGCUCCUUGACUGGCUGAAGGACAAUGACUACCUGCUACAUGGCCACAGGCCGCCCAUGCCCUCCUUUCGGGCUUGCUUCAAGAGCAUCUUCUGCAUCCACACAGAAACUGGCAACAUCUGGACCCAUCUGUUUGGUUUUGUGCUGUUUCUGUUUUUGGGAAUCUUGACCAUGCUUAGACCAAAUAUGUACUUCAUGGCCCCUCUACAGGAGGUGGUUUGAGGGAUGUUCUUUUUGGGUGCAGUGCUCUGCCUCAGCUUCUCUUGGCUCUUCCACACUGUCUAUUGUCAUUCAGAGAAAGUCUCUCGGACUUUUUCCAAACUGAACUAUUCAGGGAUCGCUCUACUGAUUGUGGGGAGCUUUGUCCCUUGGCUCUAUUACUCCUUCUACUGCUCCCUACAGCCACGGCUCAUCUACCUCUCCAUCAUUUGUGUCCUGGGCAUUUCUACCAUCACUGUGGCACAGUGGGACCGGUUUGCCACUCCUAAGCACCAGCAGACGAGAGCAGGAGUGUUCCUGGGACUUGGCCUGAGUGGUGUGGUGCCCGCCAUGCACUUUACCAUCACAGAGGGCUUCGUCAAGGCCACCACUGUGGGCCAGAUGGGCUGGUUCUUCCUUAUGGCUAUGAUGUACAUCACUGGAGCUGGCCUUUGCGCUGCUCGAAUCCCUGAGUGCUUCUUUCCUGGAAAAUUUGACAUAUGGUUCCAGUCUCAUCUGAUUUUCCACGUCCUGGUGUUGGCAGCAGCCUUUGUCCACUUCUACUGGGUCUCCAACCUUCAGGAAUUCCAUUAUGGCCUGAAAGGUGGCUGUACUGAUGACUCCCUUCUCUGAGCCUUCCCACCCGAAGGGUGGAGGAGGAGCUUCCCAAGUGCUUUUAAAAAUAACUUCUUUGCUGAAGUGAGAGGAAGAGUCUGAGUUGUUUGUUUCUAGAAGAAACCUCU
Messenger RNA from Microcebus murinus (gray mouse lemur), 1238 nucleotides. NCBI's taxonomy places the organism in Eukaryota, Metazoa, Chordata, Mammalia, Primates, Cheirogaleidae. The record is from RefSeq and is a predicted model, not a curated record.